Messenger RNA from Hypoxylon trugodes, 1793 nucleotides. RefSeq lists its product as uncharacterized. Lineage: Eukaryota; Fungi; Ascomycota; Sordariomycetes; Xylariales; Hypoxylaceae. The coding region runs from base 189 to 1577 and encodes 462 amino acids. The transcript has 2 exons. The record is from RefSeq and is a predicted model, not a curated record.
CAUUUGUAAAGUUUUCUAGAUGAGGCUCUGUGAGUAUUGUUCUUCGAAGUUUCCUCUUUAAAAUGUCCAAGUCGGUGUAGGAGUCGGUUAGAAUCUUGAAUUGAUCAUCCCGUCCCCUCUCAUCUUUUCCCUCAUUUCGCUCUUUUCUGGUGGCGUUCGUCAGCAUUAUAUAUACUAUACCCGUAUCGAUGGACUUUGUACGACAAAUUUCCCGCCAGUCUGCCAUUAACUAUGGAAAAGUGAAAGAUGUCUCACCAUCCACUAUCCAGGUAUUGCGGGUGACUCCACAGGCAUCUUCACCCGAUUCGGAUUUGAACUUCAGCAUCAAGAAUUUUGACGGGGCGGAUCUUUUCAAUCAAAUUCACCAUGAUCAAUUAUUCCCCAAACCAAGCCCUAAACAGCCUAGCCUGAAUAUGGUGUUCUUCUCAUCAGUGCGGUGGAAGGAUGAACACAUCACUAACCAGGAUAGAAUCAAACUCUUUGAGUACCUACGCCUUGACGAUGCUUUACUUGCAUACCUUCUCUCGUCUCGAACGGGUUGGUAUUACGUCGCAGGGGACAACCAGUACAGCUUCAUGAUUAAGGAUUAUAUGUAUAUGCUUGCCUGGACUUUCGACCCGGCGACUUUGGAGACGCGCGCUAUGCUUGCUGCACGGAGUGACUAUGCGAAACGUUCUAGUCUGAAGUCCGAUGAUGGAAAUUUCCAUUUACCGGGAUUUUCUACCGCGCAUCUUUAUCACCCAUUGUCUCUUGCAUGCUUGUGCUUAGCAGACUUUGCAUCCUACUUCGAAAGAGUAAUUGUGGAAGAAGGCUAUGUCAUUGGCGACAUCGAGAAGGAUACCGGUCAUGGUGUUUGGAAAAAGGAUCACACUGAGACGGAUGUCUUUGAAUUGGGCCAACUCAUGACGGCAUCGAGAAAUAUAGCUAAGAACAUCGGCAUAUUCGCCAACCUAUUCAAGAGCAUCGAGAUAACGCCUACUAUCGCCGAGGCUCUGCAAGAUAAAAUCUGGAGGGAUUGGUAUAAGAAGUAUAGAAACGAUGAAGAGUCCCUGGAGUAUUUCGAUAAAUGCUCUGCAUCGUUCGUCUCGGCUGCUGGGUUGCUGAAGCAGCGCAUCAACGCGAUUAAGCAGUCUGCGCGUGGUUUCGACGAGAGGACGAAAGCGCAAUCGAAUGUGAUAGCAGCUUUGAUGCGCCGAGAGGAUGCUCGCGUGGGCCACCAACUUGCCGAGGCCAGCAAGAAGCUUGCAGAAGCGACUAAGAAGGAUAGCUCUGAUAUGAAGGUCAUCGCCAUUAUGACGAUGGCGUUUCUCCCUGCCACAUUCUUUGCCGCACUCUUCGACCUUCCGACCCUCGACUGGAACCAACCAAUCGUAAUAACCCGGGACUUCUGGGUAUACUGGGCUUUCACAGUUCCCACAACACUCCUCGUGUUCGUGAUGUGGGACAUUUUGAAUGACCAGAAAAUAUUCUGCUGGCUAAAGAGUAUAUCUAAUAACUCCAAGACAACGAAGGAAGCGCCGAAAGAUUCAAGCGAGAACUCAAUGGAGUUGGUACGUUGGCGGAAUGACCCUAUGUGAAUACAAUAUAUACCUGGAGGAAUUUUCGGAAGUGAUGACCAUGAUGACUUCUUUUUUUAAUGGUAGCAUAGCAUUGGGCGGCUUCUCUGGGAAAUAAUGGAAAAUUGUACCUGGCUUAGAUACCAUAUGAUCAACAAUACACAUCCUUAUUUAAAGAAGUUGACCGGAUUGUUGCAUUGAAAAUCUCCAACCGACCCACCGUCGAACGGUGAUGGU